Messenger RNA from Hyaena hyaena (striped hyena), 894 nucleotides. RefSeq names its product basic proline-rich protein-like. The coding region runs from base 1 to 894 and encodes 297 amino acids. NCBI's taxonomy places the organism in Eukaryota, Metazoa, Chordata, Mammalia, Carnivora, Hyaenidae. The record is from RefSeq and is a predicted model, not a curated record. The transcript is spliced from 2 exons.
AUGGCCCGGGGACAAACUGGCCCAGCGCAGAGGCUGGGGAGACGCCACCUGCGCCCGGCCCCGGGGAGGGCGCCGCCGAGGCGCCAGGUCCCCGGCUCCCGCCGAGAAAGCGCGACCCGGGCGCGCGGGGCGGCUCGCGCUGGUCCCCGGGUCCCGGCGCCGCCCCCCCAACUCCCGCCGCCGCCGCCCCGCGUCCCCGGCCCGCCGCGAGUCCUUACCGGGAGCCGGCGGCCGCGCGGGCGUGCAGCGGGCGGGCACGGGCCGGAGCGCACGGCCGGCUCCCGGGAGGCGGCGGCUUCUGGGCGGCGCCCCGCCCUCGAGCCUUUAUCCGCAGCGGGAGGCGGCCCCCGCCCGCCCCCUCGGGCAUUUGCAUACCCGGCCGCCCGCCUCCCACCGGGGCCCGGCUGGGGCCCGCGCGGGUCGGGGGUCGCCCCGGCCCUGGGUCCUCCCGCCGAGGUGGGUCCUGGCGGGAUUCUGGGGGCGCAGGGGGUCAUCGGGCGAGAGGCUCCAGCCCACCACGUAGCAGAGCGCACGACCGAGGGAACAGGCGGUGCGAAGUACUCGGGGGCCCGACUCCCCGACUCGGGACUCCCACCCCCACCCAGCGGUGACAGGGCUCGGGGCGGGGGGGCUCGGGACUCAGUGCUGCGGGAAGAAACGCAACAGGUCCGCAUGUGUUUUGGAACACACCUGGCCAGAGGCCCAGACCUUCCUGUCCGUGUGGGCGUGAACUUGCCCCCGGUUGCCAAGGAAACUCUCCACCGCCAGACACGCCCCCCCAUCCCCUUCAAAACUGCCCUGGAUGAACUGGCGCGCUUCCGGCGCCCCGAGUGCGUCAUCAGCCGGCGCCGGCGCCGGCGCCGCACGCCGCCCGGUCGCGCUGCAACACGCUAA